Messenger RNA from Haemonchus placei, 573 nucleotides. The record is from the annotation of a GenBank genome assembly. Lineage: Eukaryota; Metazoa; Nematoda; Chromadorea; Rhabditida; Trichostrongylidae.
AUGAGCGAUCGAGUAUGUGGAUGCCAUGCAGUGACCGGAGCCGCUAUAGUGACAAGCCUUCAGCUCAUCCUGCUUGUCCUCACGCUGGCCUCCACCGGUAUGGUCCUAGACCGAUAUCGUGUAUGGGAAAGCUAUGAAACACGUGGAGCUAUAAACGCAACUGAAGUGGCAGCAGCAGCGGCUGAGGUACACUCUUCGCAGGAGUAUGUGGGAUUCGGAACGUUCUGGCUGUUCUCCAUUCUCAUACUCCUACUAUCGUUCAAGUACUACCGACCGGUUUUUGUACUGCCGAAUUUCACUGCCCUCAUUCUGGGAUGUUUUAUGAAUUUGCUCGCCUUUGGAGCGAUGCUUGGCAGAGUGCUUGAUUCAUCGAAGAACUAUCAAACAAACGAUUACGAAGAGGCAAUACUGUGCCCAAUGAUGGGAUUACUCCUACUUGCGUUUUUUGCUUGCAUCUUUUCCAUCAUUUUCAUACACAAAUAUCACCAAUACCUCCGCCAACGAUACGGUCAUCAGGUCCCUAAGUUCGUUCAAGCACGUCCACGAACAACGUAUCAGGAUGAAGUCUAUUGA